CGCCGCGCUCCCGACAGUAGUAAUUUGCGCGGCCCGUUUGCCGCUAACGGAGCUGGCUAGCUGAAAGGACUCGGAAUUCUGUUGUCGGUGAAACAAAUCCAAGUCCAUCUGUGGUUGUAAACAGACUGGACGGUGCAUUAUUGAGGCGGCGAGCCCUUGGUCGAGAGUCUACAUGCUAAAUAUGUGGAAAGUCCGAGAACUGGUGGAUAAAGCCACUAAUGUGGUGAUGAACUACUCUGAGAUCGAGUCCAAGGUGCGAGAGGCCACCAACGAUGACUCCUGGGGUCCCUCUGGACAGCUCAUGGGAGAGAUCGCCAAAUCCACGUUCAUGUACGAGCAGUUCCCCGAGGUCAUGAACAUGCUGUGGACCAGAAUGCUGAAAGACAACAAGAAGAACUGGAGGAGAGUUUACAAGGCCUUACUACUACUUGCAUACCUCAUCAGGAACGGAUCGGAGCGAGUUGUCACCAGUGCGAGGGAACACAUCUACGACCUUCGCUCCUUGGAAAACUACCAUUUUGUCGAUGAGAGUGGGAAGGACCAGGGCAUCAACGUGCGUCAGAAGGUGAAGGAGAUGGUGGAGUUUGUCCAGGAUGACGACCGUCUCCGGGAGGAGAGGAAGAAAGCCAAGAAGAACAAGGACAAGUACAUCGGUGUGUCCUCAGACAGCACUGGAGGAGGAUUCGGCAAGACCAGCCCGGGAGAAAUGUUUGACUCGGAGCCCAAAGGGAAGUGGGAUGAGGACUGGGACAAGAGCAAAGGAGCCUUCCCCUUCAGCGAGAAGCUGGGAGAGAUCAGCGACAAGAUCGGCAGCACCAUCGACGACACCAUUAACAAGUUCCGCAAGAAGGAGAGGGAUGACUCGCCUGACAGAAUCAGUGACAACGAGGAGGACAGGGUAUCGCGGAACGGCCGGCCGUUGUCCGGGUCAGGGAGUCUGUCGGGGGUGGAGUUCAAAGACGAGGAGGAGACUGUUACCACCAAGAGCAUCCAGAUCACCCAGGCAACAGAGACCACCACCACCACCACACGCAAACGGGGCGUCAUCCCAUCCAAAACCGUGGACCUGGGGGCCGCCGCACAUUACACAGGGGACAGGAGCAGUCUGGACGCAGACGACGCAAAGACGUCGGCCAGCCAGACUUCAAGCAGUGGCCUUGCAGACCUUCUGAUGGUGGACUCUGGGUCCAUUCAGGCGGCACCAGCAGGUGGAAGUUCAGACCUCAUCGGUGGCUUUGCUGACUUCUCCUCCCCAGCUGCCUCAGCCAGUCUCCCUUCAUCAGCCGGGCCAGGGUCCAAUGGGAACGGUGAGUUUGGGGACUGGAAUGCGUUCUCCAGUUCUCUGGCCACCACCACCACUCCGUCUCAGCCAAUCACAGACCUGUUUGGUAGCAUCCAGCCUCCCCCAGCCUCGGCCCCCACCCCGCCAUCAGCUGAGCUCUUUGACCUAAUGGGCUCCAAUCGCACCUCCCUCAGCGCCUCCCAAAGCAUGACCUUCUCCAUGUGUGGUAGACAGAGUGUGGGCGCCGCCAACACCGGCCUGCCCAUCUCCAGAUCACAGAACUUUGGGCCGAUGCAGGGGGGCUUAUUGCCGCAGCACAUGGGACUCCAGAAGCCCUCCCUCCCCCCCACAUGGUCAGACCCCAGUGUCAACAUCAGCCUGGACUUCCUGUCUCCUGGUAUGCAGUCGGCCAACUGUAAGCCAAGCCUCAAUAUGCUACAGCAAGAUCCCCUGCUUCCAGGAGUCCAGUCACCCAUCAACCUGGCUCAGAGUUUUGGAGGCCUGAAUAUGAACAUCCAGCCUACAGCCACACCCAUCAGACCGCUGACCAACCCCAUGAUGCCCGCCAGGGCCAUAGGCCUGGGCAUGCCUCCCACCAUGGCAACGGGUACCAUGGGAAUGGGCGGAAUGCCUGUCAAUCAGGGAAUCAUGGGAAUGAACCUGGGCGUGGCCCCCUCAGGCAUGGGCCUGCAAGGCACCCUGGGUAUGCCAGGAAUGGGCAUGGGGCAGUCCAUGGUCAACACUGCCAUGGUGCAACCCAAACAAGAUGCCUUCGCAAACUUCGUCAACUUCGGGAAAUGAGAGCACUGAAGGAUUUGUGUUGAAGAGUAUGUCAGAAUACACCAUUUUGAAGGAAAAGCUCAUACUUGAAAAAUAUCUGGUGUUGCCCUUCAAUCCCUACUUUUGAAAUAUACAGGUAACUGCCAAAAUAAUGGAAACACUUAUAGUAAAUAUUGAAAGCCGGUGUGGUUCCUGAUUUAAUUAAGCAAUUAACAUCCCAUCAUGCUUAGGGUCAUGUAUACAAAUGCUGAGCAAGCCAUUAUUUUGGCUACCAUGGCUAUGUACCCAUAGGAUGACAAUACCCUCAUCCACAGGGCAUGAGUGGUCACUGAAUGGUUUGCUGAGCAUAAAAACGAUGUGAACUAUAUGCCAUAGCCGAGUCACCAGAUCUCAACCCAAUGUAACACGUAUGAGAGAUUCUGGAGCAGUGCCUGAGACUGUUUUCCACCUCCAUCAACAAAAUACCAAAUGAUGGAAUUUCUUGUGUAAGAAUGGUGUCACAUCCCUCCAAUAGUAUUCCAGACACUUGUAGAAUCUAUGCCAAGGUGCAUUGAAGCUGUUCUGGCUCUUAGUGGCCCAAUGCCCUAUUAAGACACUUUAUUGAGGUGUUUCCUUUAUUUUGCCAGUUACCUACGUAUAUUGAACACAAAUAUAAAUGCAACAUGCAACCAUUUAAUUGAUUUUACUGAGUUAUAGUUCAUAUGAGGAAUUUAUAUAAAUUCAUUAGGCCCUGGCUCACACGUGACUGGAAAUAAUAUGUUGGUCACAAAUACCUCACAAUGUGCCUCAGGGUCUUGUCACGGUAUUUUCAAAUAGUCAUCCAUAAAAUGCAGUUGUGCUUGUUGUCCGUAGUUUAUGCCUGCCUGCCCGUACCAUAACCCCACCGCCACCAUGGGGCACUCUGAUCACAACGAUGACAUCUGCAAACCGCUCGCCCACACAACGCCAUACAUGUGGUCUGCGGUUGUGAGGCCAGUACGGACAUACUACCAAAUGAUCUAAAACGAUGUUGCAGGUCUGCUUAUGGUAGCGAAAUUAACAUUACAUUCUCUGGCAACAGCUCUGGUAGACAUUCCUGCAGUCAGCAUGCCAAUUUGCACUUUCCCUCAAAACUUGAGACAUCUGUGGCAUUAUAUUGUGUGACAAAACUGCACAUUAUAGAGUGGCCUUUUAUUGUCCCCAGCACAAGGUGCGCCUGUGUAAUGAUCAUUCUGUUUAAUCAGCUUCUUGAUAUGCCACACCUGUCAGGUGGAGGGAUUAUCU
Molecule: messenger RNA, 3325 nt
Organism: Oncorhynchus gorbuscha (pink salmon)
Lineage: Eukaryota; Metazoa; Chordata; Actinopteri; Salmoniformes; Salmonidae
Gene: clint1b
Product: clathrin interactor 1b
Exons: 12
Coding region: 173-2083 (636 amino acids)
Biological process (GO): endocytosis
Cellular component (GO): endosome; plasma membrane; clathrin vesicle coat
Molecular function (GO): phospholipid binding; clathrin binding
Source: RefSeq, a predicted model, not a curated record